UUCUGAGAGGAGUCGACCUCACGGUACCACCGUAAUUUCACAGCCCUGGGAUACAGCCAGAGCUCUCCUCGAUAAGAGCCACCAGCCUAAAGCAACGCAGAGCAAUGCGGGGGUGAUUGCCUUCUCAAAGGGAGAGGGGCACCCUGAGGACCACGCACAGAAACGCACACGCUCUGUCCUCUAGGCCGCCAGCGACUGAAACCGGGAGAAGCACAGUACUCCUGAAUGGUCGAAACCCUAAAGAGAAGCAUCAGCUGAGCAGUGCAGCAGCAGCCAUGUCUCUGCCCUUCCGCAAAGAGUUGGAGAAAUACAAGAAUAUCAACGAAGAUGAAAUACUCAGCAAACUCUCGGAGGAUGAACUGAAACAGCUAGAACACGUUCUUGACGACCUUGAUCCUGAGAACGCCUUGCUUCCCGCGGGCUUCCGGCAAAAGGAUCAGACCACUAAAGCUGCCACCGGCCCCUUUGACAGAGAACGCCUCCUUUCGUACCUGGAGAAGCAAGCGCUUGAGCAUAAAGACAGAGAAGACUUUGUACCGUUUACAGGGGAAAAGAAAGGAAAAAUAUUUAUCCCUAAAGAAAAGCCCAUAGAAACUCGUACAGAAGAGAAGGUGACCCUGGAUCCGGAACUAGAAGAAGCCCUGGCCAGUGCUUCAGACACUGAGCUCUAUGACCUUGCAGCUGUUCUUGGCGUGCACAACAUGGUCAACAACCCAAAAUUUGACGAAGGAGGAGCCCGCAGUAAAGAUGGAAAAGGAAGCGUGAGAAAUGUGGUCAAAGGUGAAAAGGUCAAGCCCAUUUUUGAGGAGCCACCUAACCCAACCAAUGUGGAAGCAAGUUUACAAAGGAUGAAAGCAAAUGAUCCUAGUCUCAUAGAAGUUAAUCUGAACAACAUAAAGAACAUUCCUAUUCCAACACUGAAAGAAUUUGCAAAAGCUUUGGAAAGCAACACACAUGUGAAGACAUUCAGCCUUGCAGCUACUCGAAGCAAUGACCCUGUAGCUAUUGCAUUUGCUGAUAUGUUGAAAGUGAACAAAACGCUGAAGAGUCUGAAUGUAGAAUCCAAUUUCAUCACUGGGACGGGUAUUUUGGCACUGAUUGAUGCACUGAAAGAGAACGAAUCCCUGACAGAGAUUAAAAUUGACAACCAGAGGCAGCAGCUAGGGACAGCUGUAGAGAUGGAGAUUGCCAAGAUGCUGGAAGAGAACUCCAAGAUUCUCAAGUUUGGAUACCAGUUCACAAAGCAAGGUCCAAGGACCAGGGUGGCAGCAGCUAUAACUAAAAACAAUGAUCUGGUUCGUAAAAAGCGAGUGGAAGGAGAGCGACAGUAGCCAUGCCACAGAGGACGCAAAACACGAUUGGAGGCAGCCAACAACUGCAAUCUCAGAGUGUUCACUGGUCAGAAGGGAAGACACUGGAAAACCAUUACAAUGGGAGUUGCCUGUUUCCGUUCAUGUCUCCUUUUAACCUUGAAAAUACAGCCUGAUCCUUUUUAACUUUCACAGUUAAUUUAACUUUUAUGAUAAAAAUUGAUUGUUGGUUUGACAUUAAUGAAAAAAAUGUUCUACAACAUCUGAAGCCAAUAAGCAGAAUGUUACUGUGUUACUGAGCAUAACAUAUGGUGACAUUGACCUUUAUUUUGGACACUUUUUGCCAUGGUAAAAUAUAAUCUCGUGUAUGGAUAAGGGAUUUUCUGCUUAAAAUGGAAAUUCUAGGGCCAAGUCCUACAAUGCCUUAUGUUUGUGAAUAGUCCUAACUUAUGUAUGAAUUCAAUGUGAUGCUCCAGUAAUGCCGUGCAAGUUUGCAGGAUCACACCGCCGGGCCUCUCUCCUGCUCUCCGACCUGGACAACAGGAACUCUGCAUUUGACAGAGCCCUGCUACCUCGUGUGGGUCUCUGCCCGUCCGAGUCCAAGAGCAGGAUCACGCCCAGGUGCAUAAGCAUUGUCAAAGCUUACUUGUUUACAUAAGCUGAGGUUCGUCAGGUGGAUCAUUUCACAAUGUUACACUGAUAAUUGUUAACCUUACUCCGCAACGGAAAAGUAGGAUUAGUGUUGCCAAUCCUAGAUACCUUAAACAUUAGCUUUUUUUCUAUUCCAGUAAGUUUUUAUUUGUUACAGCAGUAUUUGUUUUGCUUUGAGCCGUGUGUUUGACCUUUUUCAGUUCUGGUAUUUAUGUGCAUUUGUUAGUGUUAUAGAACUCAGGAGCUUUUAGAUGAAGAUUAAUUAAAUAGAUAAUCCAGGACAGUGGCUGUGCUACCAGGAAAAAACAGUAAGAACAUAGCUGUACCAAA
Messenger RNA from Struthio camelus australis, 2291 nucleotides. Lineage: Eukaryota; Metazoa; Chordata; Aves; Struthioniformes; Struthionidae. The record is from RefSeq and is a predicted model, not a curated record.